CUGUCUAGCCACAGCGUUUCACGUAAUUACGUGUUUUUAUUUCCUUCCUCAAGCUGAGUCCGCCGCUAAGUACCUAUAGUGCCUACUGCCUAGUAAGUAGUAGUAACUACUUCAUACCUCUGAUAUAGUGUCCCUUCGAGCGAUAUUUGAUACGCCUUUUUUUUUUACGCCCCAAAGUGGACUUGUAAUGACAUUGUGCAACAGGUGUAUUUGAACCUCCAAGCUGUUUCCAACGGCCGAUGAGUCCAUCAUCGCGGAGGUGGUGAUAUAAUGACACCGUCACUUAGUAGUUGACACUUAGAUGGAACGAGAUCGUCCGAUGAUGACAAAGUUGGAAAUCAAAAGCAAAUUUGACGCCGAGUUCCGUCGUAUCUCGUUACCCAAAACAGACGUUGGCACUUACGAACAAUUCAGAAUUCUUAUCGAACGUCUACAUAAGUUAAUUGAGGUGCCAUUUGUACUGUCGUAUACAGACCCAAAAGAUGGAGAUUUAUUACCAAUCAACAAUGAUGAUAAUCUUGGAAGAGCAGUUUUAACAGCCAAACCAUUGCUAAGGAUAAUUGUACAGCGUAAAGGUGAAAGUCUUGAAGAACUGAAUGGUUAUGGUACUUAUAGGCCUCGAAAUAUAAUAUCAUCAAUUUUGGGUGGUACACCUAGCAAAGCAAAACAUCUUUGGAUAUCAAACCCUCAGGAUUUUCGACAGGUGUCCGCUAUCAUAGAUGUAGACGUAGUUCCAGACACAUGUCGGCGAGUUCGACUACUUAAACAUGGUUCAGAACGGCCAUUAGGUUUCUAUAUUAGAGAUGGCACUAGUGUGCGAGUUAGUCCUUCUGGUGUGGAAAAGGUUCCUGGUAUUUUUAUUUCCAGAUUAGUUCCUGGAGGCUUGGCUGAAAGUACUGGGCUUUUAGCCGUCAAUGAUGAGGUUUUAGAAGUAAAUGGCAUUGAAGUGGCUGGAAAAACUUUGGACCAGGUAACAGAUAUGAUGGUAGCUAAUAGUCAUAAUCUGAUUGUUACUGUAAAACCAGCUAAUCAGCGAACCACAAUGUCAGCACCUCGGCGAGGUUCUUUAUCAAGAACGUCACAAUUAUCUAGUGGAUCACAACAAUCAGCGCAUAGUGCCGCUACCACAGUUAACACCUCUGAAGAAGACGACCAAGAUGAAGUUGUAGAUUUGACUGCAGGUUUAGCUUUGCAAGUAGCAAAUGAGUCUACUAGUACUGCAGACCCAUAAGAAUAAAAGGUAUUUGUCACUUUUUCUCAAGAAAUUAACUAUGUGUCUAAAAAAUAAA
This is a messenger RNA of Myzus persicae (green peach aphid), 1289 nucleotides long. It is a transcript of the gene par-6, whose product is annotated as partitioning defective protein 6. The record is from RefSeq and is a predicted model, not a curated record. The coding region runs from base 302 to 1231 and encodes 309 amino acids. Gene Ontology annotation, biological process: centrosome cycle. Gene Ontology annotation, molecular function: protein binding. Lineage: Eukaryota; Metazoa; Arthropoda; Insecta; Hemiptera; Aphididae. The transcript has 5 exons.